Cynara cardunculus var. scolymus (artichoke) is the source of this 2826-nucleotide messenger RNA. Its product is annotated as protein STRUBBELIG-RECEPTOR FAMILY 8-like. Gene Ontology annotation, molecular function: protein kinase activity; protein binding; ATP binding. Bases 157 to 2289 code for a protein of 710 amino acids. Gene Ontology annotation, biological process: protein phosphorylation. NCBI's taxonomy places the organism in Eukaryota, Viridiplantae, Streptophyta, Magnoliopsida, Asterales, Asteraceae. The transcript is spliced from 16 exons. The record is from RefSeq and is a predicted model, not a curated record.
CUGCUAACGAAGUUUCGAAUCACUCUCUUUCUCUCUCCAGAAAUGUCAUUCAGACGCCAAUGGCCAUAAACGACGUUGAAACCUGCUUCUGUCUCUACGUUUCAAACGCCUCUCGUAUUGCAUGGCUUGAUCACUGCCUGCAAAACAAUUCCAACAAUGGCCAAAAUCACCUUCCAUCACUUUCUGCUAUUGGAACUGCUUUUGGCGAUCUUCCUUUUUUCCACUUGUGUUCAAGCCAUCACUGAUCCAACUGAUGUUCAAGCACUUCAGGUUUUGUACACAUCUUUGAACAAUGCUGCCCAGUUAACUAACUGGAAAAAUAAUGUUGGUGACCCCUGUGGAGAGUCAUGGAGAGGGAUUACCUGCCAGGGUACUGCUGUUGUUUCCAUUCAACUUCCUGGGCUAGGACUUGAUGGCACAUUGGGAUACUUGUUAGCAGGCUUUGUCUCACUAAAAACAUUGGAUUUUAGUGGAAACAACAUUCAUGACACAAUUCCGUACCAGUUACCGCCAAAUCUUACUAGCGUGAAUUUUGCUAACAACAAUCUAAGUGGAGGUCUUCCUUAUUCCAUUGCUAUGAUGUUUAAUCUGAACUAUGUGAAUCUUAGCCGCAAUGCGCUCGCUCAGAAUAUUGUUGAUGUUUUUACUAAUCUUACUAGCCUUGCAACUUUGGAUCUCUCACAUAACAACUUCACUGGCGAUCUUCCGAAUUCAAUCAGUUCAUUGUCAAACAUUACUACACUUCAUGUGCAGAACAAUCAAUUAACUGGCUCUUUAAGUGCCCUGUCUGGUUUGUCUUUGACUGAUCUAAAUAUAGCAAACAACAAUUUCACUGGAUGGAUACCAAGGGAGCUUCUCUCUCUCCCUACUUUUAUAUACGAUGGAAAUUCAUUUGAGAAUGGUCCUGCUCCUCCUCCACCUCCAUACACUUCACCUCCUCCGGCUAGAUCCAAUAACAAUAGAAGCCGUUCUCCUCCAUCACGUAUACCUACUGACUAUGAUGGGCAGUCAUCAAAUACAAGUAAUCGGAAAAAGUUGAGCGUUGGAGCUAUUAUAGGCAUAAGUGUAGGUUCUGCGUUCUUGGUCCUUCUUGGGCUUCUUGUGCUUGUGUUCUGCUUUCGGAAAGGAAAAAAGAAGAAAAAUGCUCGAAAAACUUCCAUAGGCAGUCGUCCUAUCAGUGUUAAUACAGAAAUUCAAGAGCAGAGGGUAAAACCAACAGCUAGCAUGCUCGACUUGAGGUCCUCACCAGCUGAAGACUCGAUGUUUGAGCUACAAAAAGAUGGGUCUACAAAGAGAGUUAGGUCUCCUAUAACGGCUACCUCAUACACUGUUGCAGCUCUACAAACAGCAACAAACAGUUUUAGUCAAGAAAACAUAAUUGGUGAAGGCUCUUUGGGUCGUGUUUAUAAAGCAGAGUUCCCCAACGGGAAGAUGAUGGCCAUCAAGAAGAUAGAUAAUGCAGCAUUGUCACUACCAGACCAAGAUAAAUUUGUAGAAGCUGUUUCAAAUAUGUCACGUUUGAGACACCCAAACAUAGUUCUGCUAGCAGGAUAUUGUGCAGAGCAUGGGCAACGCCUUCUGGUUUAUGAAUACGUUGCAAAUGGGAGCUUGCAAGAUUUGCUGCACUUAGCCGAUGAUAGGAGCAAAUCCCUGACAUGGAAUGCACGUGUUAGAGUAGCACUUGGCACAGCUCGAGCUCUAGAGUACUUGCAUGAAGUUUGCCUACCUUCUGUCGUACAUAGAAACUUCAAGUCAGCAAACAUUUUACUUGAUGAAGAUCUCAACCCUCAUUUAUCAGACUGUGGUUUAGCCGCCCUUACGCCCAACACAGAGCGAGAGGUAUCAACACAGAUGGUUGGUUCAUUUGGUUAUAGUGCUCCAGAAUUUGCCUUGUCCGGUGUAUAUACUGUAAAAAGUGAUGUUUAUAGCUUCGGAGUGGUGAUGUUGGAGCUCUUGACAGGUCGAAAGCCACUUGACAGUUCAAGAGUGAGAUCAGAGCAAUCACUAGUGAGAUGGGCUAUCCCUCAACUCCAUGAUAUAGAUUUAUUGGCCAAAAUGGUUGAUCCUGCAUUAAAUGGCAUGUAUCCUGCCAAGUCUUUGUCUCGGUUUGCUGACGUCAUCGCCCUUUGUGUUCAGCCUGAACCAGAGUUCCGGCCUCCCAUGUCCGAAGUUGUGCAAGCGCUAGUUCGUCUAAUGCAGAGGGCAAGCAUUGCCAAUAGACGAACCAGUGAGGACUCGGGGUUCAUAUACAGAACCCCGGAUCACGAAGCUUAUGAGACGACAUGUUAACAUCAUCCAAGUUAUCAAGCCGAGCAUCCUCACAGUUUUUCCGUGUAUAUGCAAGGUCAAAGUCAGACCUUCACAAAGAGAUCAGUCAAAGGUAAUACGCGUUACCAAAACCGCACUAUACAUACAUACAUACAUACAUACAUACAUAUCAGUCAGUAACGAAAUUUAUGCUAUACAAGCCACGUGAGGUUAAGCCAUUAUCGUUAAGUUCAAAUUGGCUACAAAAUCCGUGGUCUACCAAUACAAAAUCAAGUUACCAAUUUAAACUUAACGAUAAUUGUUUACUCUCACCCGGAUUGUAGAGCAGAAAAUUCCUUUUCCUAAAUGUAUUAUUUAUGUAUGUAUGUAUGUAUGUAUGUAUGUAUGUAUGUAUUUGUAUAUAUAAUUUAAAUACAUCAAAAGAUGGUUUCUUGAAGUUGAAGUAAAAGUAAAUAUUUAUACAGAUUACAUAUGGUUUGAAAACAAUUGUGAGUUACAAUUUUAGUUGAUUUCUAAAUGUAUAUUCAAAAUAUUUAUGGUACAACAAAAGCUUGUUAU